UUUAAUGGAACUUUAAGCUGUUCACACUGUUAUUUUGUAGGUUUUACAAAAGAAGAGAAAAUAGCAAGCCAUAAAAAAUUACUCACCCUUCUUGAGAAUUUCCUAGCAGUAUGCUCAUCAAAUAAUGUUGCACCAUUUCUUAUUGAUCAUGUAAUCCUGCAAAGUAUUGAAGAAAAUUCAACAAGACAAAUCACAUCAAAAGAUACCUGUCGUCAUCUUUGUCAAAAACCUUGGAUAUCAUUAGCAGUAUUUGAAAACAACUUAUACCCACACGGACUCAAUAAUCAUAUAUUAAAUUCUCUGAAAGAAGGAGGAAUCAAGUGUAUUGACUUCAGUGGCAAAGAUACACGAAACAUAAAAUUAAAUGGAACUUCAACUAAAACUGUCCCGUUUCAUUAUUUCUUUUCUCGUGAUGACGUCACAAUUCACGUGAUCAUAUUGUAUAACCGAGAAGGACUGGGACUUUGGUUCGGAGCAUUAUCAAGGAAGACUGUUGACAUUUAUAGAUUUACAUUGAAUGAAAACGAAGGACUUCUUGCGAGGUUUUCUCUCUCUACUGCGAUUAUUGAUGGUUUUACGAUGAGAAUGCCUUUUCCUGUCAAGGAGUUCUUAAAGAACCUCGAUAAUUCUCGUUUUUUGCCUUGCAAUCAUACAAGAGCAAGAUUAUUUUAUUCUAAAUAUGGCGAUGAUACAAGUUUUGAAGCAAGAAAAUUUAGAAAAAGAGGCAGAGAAGUCUUAAAGAUAGCCAAGCUUGCGUUAGACAGACUGGAAAUAAGAUUUUGGUUAAGCAGUGGAACAUGUUUAGGAUGGUUUCGUCAGUGUAAUGUAAUCUCUCAUGGAAAAGAUAUGGACAUUGGAAUAUGGAUUAAAGAUUACGAUAAGAGACUCAUUGAUGAAUUUCAAGAAAACGGAUUGUAUUUGGAGCAUUUGUUUGGCAGGAUUGAAGACAGUUUUCAGUUGUCGUUCAGAACAAUGGACGACAUCAAACUUGAUAUUUUCUUCUUUUAUGAAGAAAAUGGCUACAUGUGGAACGGUGGUACUCAGGCAAGGACUGCCAAAAAAUUCAAAUAUAUUUUUCCCAAUUUUUCUCUUUGCUGGACGGAGUUUCUUGACUUGAAAGUAAGGGUUCCUUGUGAAACGUUAUCUUAUGUUGAAGCAAAUUACGGAAAAUCGUGGCCACAGCCAAUCAAGCUAUGGGACUGGAAGAAAAGUCCAUCAAAUGUUUUUGAAAAUGGCAAAUGGAACGAGAAGGAACUUCAUGAUGUCAUUCAAUUCUUCGAAAUUGAAUAAAAGAAUUGCAACUUUCUGAAUUAAUACUUAUUGAAGAUUCGUUCAGUAAGAACAAGAGAUAGCCGACCUCUUCAA
This is a messenger RNA of Xenia sp. Carnegie-2017, 1365 nucleotides long. Its product is annotated as fukutin-like. The record is from RefSeq and is a predicted model, not a curated record. Lineage: Eukaryota; Metazoa; Cnidaria; Anthozoa; Malacalcyonacea; Xeniidae. The annotation marks the transcript as partial. The transcript is spliced from 7 exons.